Molecule: messenger RNA, 1025 nt
Organism: Anopheles moucheti
Lineage: Eukaryota; Metazoa; Arthropoda; Insecta; Diptera; Culicidae
Product: glutathione S-transferase theta-3-like
Exons: 3
Coding region: 63-752 (229 amino acids)
Biological process (GO): glutathione metabolic process
Cellular component (GO): cytoplasm
Molecular function (GO): glutathione transferase activity
Source: RefSeq, a predicted model, not a curated record
AGUGUGAACGGUCGACUGUGCAUUCCGGACACCGGCAUAAAACCACCUGUAACCAGAGCGAAAUGUCGAAAAAUUUAAAAUAUUACUACGACUUAAUGUCCCAGCCAUCCCGUGCGCUGUGGAUCUUUUUGGAGAAAACCAAAAUUCCCUACGAAAAGCGUUUGGUGAAUUUGGGCAAGGGCGAACACCUUACCGACGAGUUUAAGGCGAUCAACCGCUUCCAGAAGGUACCGUGUGUCACCGACAGCCAGAUCAAGCUGGCUGAGAGUGUGGCGAUUUUUCGCUAUCUGUGCCGGGAGUAUAAGGUGCCGGAUCAUUGGUACCCGGCCGAUUCCCGGCGCCGGGCCCUCGUGGACGAGUAUCUCGAGUGGCAGCACCAUAACACGCGUGCCCUCUGUGCCACUUACUUCCAGUACAUGUGGUUGCGACCCCGUAUGUUCGGCAGCAAGGUAGAUCCGAAUCGGGCUGAACAGUACCGAAAGCAGAUGGAAAGCUGUCUGGACUUUAUCGAGGGGGAGUUCCUGGGCGGUGGAUCACGCUUUAUCGUGGGGGAUGAGAUUUCAGUGGCCGAUUUGUUGGCGGUGUGUGAAAUCGAACAAUCGAGAAUGGCCGGCUAUGAUCCGUGCGACGGUCGCCCGAAUCUAACGCAAUGGAUGGCAAGGGUACGCGAAUCAACUAAUCCGUUCUACGAUCAAGCGCACAAGUUUGUCAACAAAAUUGCUCAAGAUACGGCCACCAAACACAAACUGUAAUAUUUAACUCCAGCGGACAAAGAUACAACAACCGGAGCCUAAAUACGAUACUAUCAAAAAGGCUGCUAACGUUUCAACAAACAAUUUUAACGCGCAUUAUGUUACAUACAAUGUAAAUUGCUUUAUUUCACAAUAAGUUUAUGGAUCAUUUCGGCAGAUUAUUGAUAUGCGUCGCGUUUUAUUUAUCAGCUUAUCCCGAAACAGGGACUCCUUGGCGGACAGAAUUUCAUGUGUAAACUUGUACCGUGCCGUGUGUCUGGAAAGGAUAUUAUU